Molecule: messenger RNA, 639 nt
Organism: Striga asiatica
Lineage: Eukaryota; Viridiplantae; Streptophyta; Magnoliopsida; Lamiales; Orobanchaceae
Source: the annotation of a GenBank genome assembly
AUGCAAGGUAAGAUCAAAUCCAAUCUGCUUCCAUCAUUAUCAUCAUUUGCAGCCUCCGAGACUCCAUCAUUGUCCACAGAUGGGUUUAACCCGACCAAAGCACUGCAACCAUCUAGAGAAACCUCUAUGCAGCCGACACUCGAUGAUUUCGGAAGCCAUUGCCUAGCAACCAGAGUCCCAUUAAGAGUAAAGGAUUCUGAACACGAGGCAACAAUUCCGAGGUCUGAGUUCACAGAGCAGCAUGUGAUUUCCCCAAAAUGCCCCCGGAGAACGUGUACAGGGCCUUCUAUCCGUUUGCCCCUGUUUUUGUUGGCUGAGCUGGAAUUUCCGCCUGGAGAUGUGGGUGUAGUUGGAUUACUGGAAGGCUCGAGUGAGUUAGUCGAGCGUGGCAUAGAUGAUCGGCACGUGACAGGAGCACAAUGUCCUCGUGCUAUCUCUAAGGUUUUUGCUCCGUCGGCCGAAAUAAUGACAAUUUCUCCAUCACAAGUGAUUGAAACUAUUCCUGUGCUUCGGAUUCCAGAAGCUGGAAAUGCCAGCGCCUGUGGGAAUUGCCACUCAUCUGAUCCAGGGGUAGUUGACCCUUUGAACAUUCGCAUAAAAUUCCCACCAGCAGCACCUGUGCCAGGCUUUCCAUGCUGA